AUGACAUGCAAUCCUAAGUGGCCUGAGAUAUGUGAUAACUUACAUGUUGGUCAAACUACUACAGAUCGUCCAGACCUUGUUUCAAGAGUGUUCCGGGCUAAAUUAGAAGAUCUUAAGGAUCAACUCUUCAAGAAACAUGUCCUCAGGGAAGUUAAGGCAUACGUCUAUGUCAUUGAAUUUCAAAAGCGGGGUUUGCCGCAUGCACAUUUUCUCCUAAUCAUGUACCCGCAACACAAGAUCAAUAACGCGGACCAUUAUGAUAAGGUUGUGUGUGCUGAAAUUCCUAACAAACUAACACAUCCCAGAUUGCAUGAGAUGGUUGUCAAGCACAUGAUUCACGGUCCUUGCGGCAAUUUACGAUCAAGCAGUCCUUGUAUGCAGGGUGAUCCUAAAAUUUGUCGUUUUCACUAUCCUAGACAAUUUAACGAACAGACGACACAAGGAGAAGAUUCGUAUCCGUUGUAUCGAAGGAGAGACACCGGGAUAGAAGUGGACCUACGAGGACAAACACUUGAUAAUAGAUGGGUGGUCCCAUAUAACCCAAGGCUUUUGAUGAUGUUUAACUGCCACAUGAAUGUUGAAGUUUGCUCAAGUAUAAAAUCUGUGAAAUAUCUUUUCAAAUAUGUUUAUAAAGGACAUGACAAACAGGUUAUUCAAGUCGAUCAAAGUGAGCCAGGGGUUGUUAUUAAUGAGAUAAAAAGAUUUCAAGAUGCACGCUACAUAUCGCCCCCAGAAGCUAUGUGGCGCAUUUUUUCCUUCCCUCUUUCUCAAAUCUUUCCUACUGUUCUAGCCUUACAACUUCAUCUCCCAAAUAAUCAGAUGGUUAGAUUUAGAGAUGAUGACUUGAUGCCCAUUGUUGAUAGGGAAAGGGAUAAGAGAACCAUGCUAACAGCAUUUUUUGAGAUAAAUAGAAACGAUGAAACAGCAAGGAAAGCAGCUCUUGAGUUAGGCUUAAUAGAAGACGAUGAAUAUCUAUCACAAUGUCUCGAAGAAGCCUCUACGUUUCAGUUUCCCAAUGCUCUUAGAAGGUUAUUUGCGACCAUAAUGAUUUUUUGCCAACCUGGAGAUAUUCGAAAGUUAUGGAAUGACCACUUUGAUUCACUGUCUGAAGAUCAUCGGUUACACUGUCAAAGUAUAGAACGAGUUCAAAAUAUGGUUCUUACCGAAAUUAGUGUCUUUGUACAAUCCAUGGGUAAAAAUUUCAAUGAGUUCGACCUUCCUAAGAUAACAGACGAUGUUAACUUACAAGAUGCAGGUUAUCGUGAGUUACAAGAAGAGUAUGGGAUUGUUUUCGAACCUGAACACUUGAGUGCCAAAGAUUCACUUAAUCCGGACCAAAAAAACGUGUUUGAUGAGAUCAUGAUGCAUGUUGAUAAUGAUCUUCCAGGCGUGUUCUUUAUUGAUGGUCCAGGUGGAACUGGAAAAACAUUUUUGUACAUUGCCUUGCUUACUGAAAUUCGGUCACGUGGUCUUAUUGCUCUCGCAACAGCUUCAUCAGGUGCAGCGGCUAAUAAUAUGCCAGGAGGUAGAACGGCUCACUCGAGAUUCAAGAUUCCUCUUAAUCUUGAAAAUAAUUCAAUGUGCAAUAUCAAAAAACAGAGUGGGGCCGCUAAACUGAUUCGGUCUGCCAAAAUAAUCAUAUGGGAUGAAGCGUCGAUGGCUAAACGACAGGCGAUAGAGGCAGUCGAUCGUACAUUCCAAGACAUUAUAGGUGUUAGUCUCCCAUUUGGUGGAAAGAUAAUGGUUAUGGGAGGUGACUUCAGACAAGUGAUGCCGGUUAUUAAACGUGGCACUCGAGCACAGAUUGUAGACUCCAGCGUACGAAUGUCACCUCUUUGGUCUUUGACUAAGAAGAUGCGGUUGACCAUAAAUAUGAGAGCGCUAAAAGAUCCAUGGUUUUCUAAAUUUCUUUUAAGAGUCGGCGAUGGAACUGAAGAACCAAUCGAAGGAAACUAUAUCCGCAUACCCGAUGACAUGACAAUUCAGUGCAACAACAGAGAAAACGCUAUAAAAGAAUUGAUCCAUGCCAUCUUUCUAUCAAUUGAAGAUAAUGUAUAUUCUUCAGAUUAUAUAAUCUCUAGAGCAAUAUUGUCCACUAAAAAUGAUAGUGUUGACGAGAUUAAUAAUCAAAUGAUUGAAAUUUUUCAAGGGGAGGAAAAAGUUUAUUACAGUUUUGAUGAAGCUGAAGACGAUCAGCGCAACUUCUAUCCGGUCGAGUUCUUAAACUCGCUAAAUGUUAGUGGUUUGCCGCCUCAUAAGCUUCGUUUAAAAAUUGGAUGCCCAAUAAGAUUGUUACGUAAUAUCGAUCCAUCACAUGGCCUGUGUAAUGGCACGCGAUUGAUAUGUAAGGGUUUCAUGCGAAAUGUUAUUGAUGCGGAAAUUGCAGUCGGUCAACAUGCCGGCAAAAGAGUUUUUUUGCCAAGAAUCCCUCUAACCCUUUCUGAAGAUGACAUGUUCCCAUUCAAGCUGAAAAGAAAACAAUUUCCAAUUCGACUUAGCUUUUCCAUGACGAUUAAUAAAGCUCAAGGUCAAACAAUUCCGAACGUUGGUAUUUAUCUUCCGGAUUCUGUAUUUUCACAUGGACAACUUUAUGUCGCGUUAUCAAGAGGGAUUUCAAGACAAAGUACGAAGAGAAUUCAAACAAAGCGGAGUUUACACAUCAAAUGUUGUCUACCAGGAAGUGUUGCGUGA
Molecule: messenger RNA, 2691 nt
Organism: Helianthus annuus (common sunflower)
Lineage: Eukaryota; Viridiplantae; Streptophyta; Magnoliopsida; Asterales; Asteraceae
Exons: 2
Coding region: 1-2691 (896 amino acids)
Biological process (GO): telomere maintenance; DNA repair
Molecular function (GO): ATP hydrolysis activity; DNA helicase activity
Source: RefSeq, a predicted model, not a curated record